UGUUCAUUUUAGCAGGACUUCUGUGCAGCACUUCUGGUCUUUGGCGAGAGUAUCAGUACAUAAACAUAAGUAUGACAUGGACAGAAGCUCAGAGUUACUGUAGAGAGAUAUACACUGAUCUGGCUACUGUAGACUCGAUGGAUGAUGUGAACCGGAUGAUAAAUACAGUGAAUGAUGGGAACAGAGGAUUAUUGUGGAUUGGACUGCAGACGGCAAACCAGAGCCGUUGGGUUUGGUCAAAUGGAGAUGAUAACAUUUCAUACAGUCAAUGGGCCACAGGAGAACCUUAUGGAAGAGGGGAUUGUAACCUUUUUUGCUAUGAUGCUACGUACGAUUAUGGGUGUGAAACCCCAUUAUCGUUUUUGUGUUACAAUGAAAGUACUGGAUAUGUCAUAAUAGAUGAUUUGAAAAACUGGACAGAUGCACAGAGUUACUGCAGACAAAAUUACACUGAUCUGGCCACCGUCCACAACUCUCAAGAGCAGCAACAGCUAUAUGCAACUGUUAAAGAUUUUGGGUCAUGGAUCUGGAUGGGUCUCUUCAAGGACUCUUGGCAGUGGUCUGAUCAAUGGAAUCUCGCCUUUAGAAACUGGGCACCAGAAGAACAAUUCCAGAGGCUUGGUGACUGUGCUGCCAUGUCUACAACUGACUCUGGGAAAUGGGUUCAGUACAGCUGUGACCAACAGUACCAUUUCCUCUGCUAUGGAGAGGGCAAGUUAGUUAAAAGACAAACUGUCAGACUGAAGUUGUCCAAUGAUGGGAAAUACAACUUGACUGAUCCUUUACUGCAGACUGCCAUUAUGAAUGAGAUUAAUAUAAAGCUAAAGAACCUUGGACUGGAGAACGCACAUAUAAACUGGAGAAAGGAUGAAGAUGGAGAGGUGUUUCAUCUGAGCGAACGUACAGUGAAUUCAAGACCUCCAUGUAAUAUGAAUCCCUGAACUUGAACUCUGCUUAAUGUUUACACUGUUCUUUUUUAAUACAUAGAGAUCGAUGUGAUCAUGAGGUUAAUUAAAUCUCCAGUACACUAUUUUUUUCUGAUUUUCUAAGCUACAACUUGAAAAGGAAUCUAUAAAAACAUUUUUAAAGGCUUUUUAUUCAUGCCCAAGCAAUAAUAGGGACAAAAUUAAAAUGUAAAAUUUAGUUUUAAUUUUAUGUUCUGUUUUUCUUUUUCAUUUUUGUGUUCAUUUUUAUUUUCAACUUGUAUGCAAAUUCAAUGUUUAUCUGUGAGUGGGGCUUUCUUGCUAAAAAAAAAGGGGAUUGGCUGAAGCAGUGUUGCCAACUCAGUGACUGUGUUGCCAACUUAGCGACCUUAUUGCUACAUCUAGCGACUUUUAGACCCAUUUAGCCAAACUUAGCGACUGUUUGGAUGAAUCUUAGCUUCACAUCUGUACAGAUAGGCUACUGU
Molecule: messenger RNA, 1408 nt
Organism: Misgurnus anguillicaudatus (oriental weatherfish)
Lineage: Eukaryota; Metazoa; Chordata; Actinopteri; Cypriniformes; Cobitidae
Source: RefSeq, a predicted model, not a curated record